Messenger RNA from Paecilomyces variotii, 405 nucleotides. RefSeq lists its product as hypothetical. Bases 1 to 273 code for a protein of 90 amino acids. The transcript is spliced from 3 exons. NCBI's taxonomy places the organism in Eukaryota, Fungi, Ascomycota, Eurotiomycetes, Eurotiales, Thermoascaceae. The record is from RefSeq and is a predicted model, not a curated record.
AUGGGGGCAAUUAGCCCGUACCUCUAUAGCUGCACCAAGAGACAGCAAGUAUUGCUCCGAGAAGCAUGGGCCGAGGCUGGGGUCCUCGCCGAUGCUCACAACCAAUGGUGGCCAGGAGGAAAAUGGCAAGCUGCCAUGUCCCUAUAUUUAGGGCCAAAGUCCAAAGACGAUUACAGCUUCGUCUUCGGAAAGGGACAAUUAAUGAAAAAUAUUAAGCGAGAGUACCUCAUUCAUGCGGGAUACAUAGGCCAGCCCCCCGUUUUCACCUACUAGAUAAUUCAAUGAAUUCGGCAAGGAUUCAAGGACCUAAUACUAUGGGGCUGAUUACCUUUAGUUGGAACAAAUUAUACCUUAUAAUUAAAUAGGCUUUGGGUGCCCAUAUGACCUAACGGCGUAUCCCGCAGG